GGAACUUCAGUGCUCGACCUAGUCUUGUCGUAGCAGUAGCUAACUGUUUCAACAUAAUAAAGUUUUGGAUCAUCAUGAUCGAUCAUCAUCAUGAUGUAGUGCGAUUUCAUUUACCAGAUCUGUACUUUUACGAUUAGAUAGUUGUUAAAAGAUACAUCAACAUCAUGCGGAGCAGCACGCACAGGGAGCAAGACGGCCAAGACCGUAACAGACACAGGCAGCUGCGGCAAGGACCUCCUGCGAGGCGUAACGUGCUCGCGGGAAGACGAGCGGCGAUACUAUGCCUUCAGGCUGGGAUGUUUGGCGAGCGGAGUCACCGGGGAGGACGUUGGCUGCCCGUUUUGCCCUGGCCUUGCGGCAAGCACGCAGCACCUACUAGAGUGCCCUGCGCUCCAGGCUCUAGUAGAGGCCCACGGAGUUCCGGCGAAUGUUGGGGUGGCUGCGUCGAACCCGAAGCGGCUAAUCCCAUACCUUCGCGACUUAGCGACCAGCUUCGGCGGUGCGUUCUUGCGAGCGCAGCCGCCACACCUCCAGUGAAGACAAGGGGAAACGAGUAGCGGCUGCUGUGGUAAACCCAUCGCUGCCCGCUACGAUAGGACGGGGGCCGAGAUAGGUGGUGGCGAACAAAGAACGAGCAGGGAGGAGACAAGAAAGGAAGCACGCGAAGACAAAAAAGAACGAAGACAAAACGAGAACGCGAAGAACAGUGCACGCAGGCCGCAAGAACGUCAACCAAACCCGGACGCGCCUCGCCGCCAGGUGCUACCUACGCGCAGUCGCCGCCGCCUGCAGCACGCCGCGCCUGGCAUGCCACAAAAGCCGCAGCUGGCGGGGACUGUGGCGACCUGACAUGAAACCAUAGUCGAUCGCAAUGACGACCAUAGCACUACACACACAGAGCACAAAGAAAUCCGGCGGGAUCGUACGCGUCGCCCGGAGCGCAUCAAAACAAACAAACAAAUACAUCAACAUCAUAGCUUUUUGAAAAUGAAUCGACAUAAUCUCAAUCAAUGAAUGUUGAUCUCUUCCAUGAAUUCUCAAGGUCAACAACAGGAACACACGAUUGCCGGUUUUUUGCCACAGGAUUAAGGUCGAAUAAUUGAAAAUGAAUGAUGCAGCCAUCUCUCUGUUUGGAAUUGGACAGUAGUAGGGGAGCAGCAAGUUUUGCGAGCAUUUCAUCUAAGUCUGACCAACUAACACUAUAAUUCCGACUAUCUAUGCAUAUGCCAUAUGAUGAUCGAUAUUUUUAGUCUUUUUUGGACAUGAUGUCGUAUGUUUUUCUUCAGGCGCCUAGUGAUAGUGCUGCACAUGUUGUAGAAGAUAUCAGUAACGGAAGCUUCACCGUUAUCGAAGUACAUGCAUAGAUUUAGCACAUGAUUUGGUUUUUGAUCAGCCUCACGUUCGACAGUUGUUAGUGGUAAAAUAUCAUUGCACAGAUACAGAAGAAGAAAAAUGUUACACCGAAGCUCGGUCAAGAUUAUUAUCCAAAAACAAGCAUUGUACAGCUAAAA
This is a messenger RNA of Amoebophrya sp. A25, 1511 nucleotides long. Lineage: Eukaryota; Dinophyceae; Syndiniales; Amoebophryaceae. The record is from the annotation of a GenBank genome assembly.